This is a messenger RNA of Pogona vitticeps (central bearded dragon), 14211 nucleotides long. Lineage: Eukaryota; Metazoa; Chordata; Lepidosauria; Squamata; Agamidae. The record is from RefSeq and is a predicted model, not a curated record.
UAGCUUGAGUGGAUGCCUCUGAACUGUAUCAGUACAUUUAAUCAAAGAAAAAGGUUGUGGUACCCAUCCUCCCCCCAAAAAAAAUCAGGACAACUCUUGAAAAGUAAAGUAUUGACAGAGAAGAUUUUCCAGUGUGUUACCUUAGUCUUGUCCAUAUACUGUAUUGGCUAGCUACUGAGUAACCAGGAUGGCAACAGUAGGUGACAAACGACUGGAUUUCAUAGAAAACUAUUGCAAUCUCUCUCUUCGUGUUAAACCUGACAAAUGGGCCAAGUUUGCCACCAGUGAGGAUGUCCUUGCCAUGCUCAAUGAGUUCUAUGAGAAGCCAGACCUGACAGCACUGGUGAUCACCCUCAAUCCCACUGGGCAACUAGUUCCUUGCCUUGGCUUCCCAGCAACACUGAAGAAUAAAGGGAUUUAUUUCGUGAAGAAGAAGAACGAAAACAUAACUAAAGAGAACUACCUUGAUGCACUCCUUGUUGGAGAUAUCAGCCCUUCCCCUGUGGAGCAGUUGAUGGCUGUUGUGGAAGAGGUGGUCUACUCCUUAUUCCUAAAGAGUGACAAUCUGGCAGGAUGGCCUCGGGUGGUAGCUGACGAUGUUAUACGGCAAGCCCACCGACUCAAAAAUGAGAUGUUUGUGAUGGGAGGAAAGAUCAAAGGAAAAACCCUGCUUCCAUUGCCAGAGCACCUGGAUAGCACAGACAGUGCAGCAGAUAUGCUGGAGAGUCUGUCUUCCGCUGUGGACAGUUCACUGUUACACUCCAUCGAAACCAUCAUCAUUGACUGGUCCCAUCAGAUCCGAGAUAUCUUGAGCAAAGACUCUGCACAGCCCCUCUUGGAUAGUUUGAACCCAUUACCCAGAGCAGAAUUUGAUUUCUGGUACAGUCGGCAGAUUAACCUGCAGUGUAUAAAUGAGCAGCUGUAUGCCCCCCAAGUGAAAAAAAUUGCUGAUAUUUUGGAGAGAGCAAAGAGCUGCUAUUGGCCAGCACUCAAGAAUGUUUUCAAGGAUGUAGCUGCAGGACUUAAGGAAGCUGAAGAUAUUAACCUAUACUUGCAGCCACUUAAAGUUGUCUUGGAGGAAACAGAACAGGCAGAAUACCACCAGUUACCUUCGUUCAUCAACAAUGUCAUGUACACCGUAUGCUUGGUCUGGGCCAAAUCAGAAUACUAUAAUGUGCCCUCCCGGGUCAUUGUCAUUUUGCAGGAGAUCUGUAAUCUCUUCAUUGAAAUGACACGUAACUUUCUGAGUCCUGAAGAAGUGCUGAAAGGUUUGCAAGGAGAAAUUGAGGAGGUGCUGUCAGGGAUCAAGCUGGGGAUCUCUGUCAUAGAGAAACUCUACAAGACCUAUGAUGUUUGCUGCACAGAUAUGAUGCCAUCUUUUUUUAAGGACAAAGAACCACAGUACUGGGAAUUCCCUUCAACUCUUGUCUUUACUAGAAUGAACUCAUUUUUUCACAGAUUGAAGACAAUAGAGGAGCUGUACAUGACAGCAAUUGAGUUUCUCAAACUGGAGAAAAUUGAGUUGGGAGGCGUGAGAGGCAAUAUCUUAGGGAGCAUGGUGGUUCAGAUCUAUGAGGAGGUUCUUGAACAUGUGAAGGUCUUCGCUGAAUGCAAAUAUGAUCCUUUAGAUCCAGCAGAUGAGCAAUUUGAUGAAGAUUUUGCAGACUUCCAGAUCAAAAUUCAGGACUUAGACAGACGUCUGGCCACCAUUUUCUACCAAGGAUUUGUUGACUGCUCCAGUUUUGAAUCUGCUGUCAAGCAAAUCCAUAUGUUUGCCUCUCUGUUGGAACGGCCAUUGAUCAAGGCAGAUGUGGCUCCCCACUAUGCAACACUCCUGGAGAUAUUCAACGUUGAAUUGGACAAUGCAAAGCUUUUGUAUGAUGCUCAGAUAGCUGCCACUAAAACAGGGGACCAUGUGCCUCCCAUUAGCAAAAACAUGCCGCCUGUUGCUGGGCAAUUAAAGUGGGCUUUGGAACUCCAGGAAAGAUUGCAGAUCCCAAGGAAGGAAUUGCGUGCCAUUGAUCAUCCUGUUAUGCUCAGUUCUGAAGCCAAGCUGAUAUAUGGGAAAUAUGAGGAGAUGAUACGUUUGCUGAAAGGUUACCGUGAAAGGAUUUAUGAAGAGUGGAUCAGCCGAGUCGACAAAGACUGUCAGUUCAACUUAGAGCAACCUCUGAUCCAGAGAGAUCCAGAGACAAAUCUUAUUAAAGUUAACUUCAGCAAAGAGCUUGUGGCUGUUCUCCGAGAAGUCAAGUACCUGAGCUUUCAGCAGCAGAAGGACAUUCCAGACAGUGCUGCAGGUCUCUUCUCUCAGAAUGAAACUUUCCGGACGUUUGUGGACAACUUAGAUCUUAUUGUUGGCUGGUAUAAUAAGAUCAAGCUGACAAUUUUGCCAGUAGAACUUCCACUGGUCAAUGGUGAGCUGGAAGAAAUUGACAUUGGCUUGCAGAAAGCUGAGACUAACCUUUUCUGGAGCAAUGAAGGUGUUAUGGACUACAUUCAAGAGAUGCGCAAUGUCUUAUAUGAUCUAGAGACAAGAAUUCAGAAAACCAAGAUAAAUGUGGAGAAUAUUGGGCAGCUCAUGCAGGAGUGGUCAGCUAGUCCUUUGUUUGAAAGGAAAGACAAUAAGGAGACAGCACUUCUCGAUUUAGAUGGAAAACAAACAAACCUAAACAAACGCUAUGCAGCAAUCAAAGAUGCUGGGCAGAAGAUCCAGGCUAUGGUUGAGGAAAAUGCAGAGUUGUUCAAAGCUGACAAGAAAACAAGAAUGUGGUCUAAUUAUGUAGAAUACAUAGAUGACAUUGUUUUGGACGGCUACUUUAAGUUUAUCCGCAAAUCACUGCAAUUUCUCCUCAGCAAUAUGUCACCUGAUGCCAAUGCCGCCCCUUUAUUUGAAGUCCGCUUAGAAUUAUAUAAAGAUGAUUUAAGGUACCGUCCAUCGCUGGAAGUGGGAGCAGACCAGGGUUUUUUGGAAGUGGUAGAAAACCUGAUGAAUGACAUCUAUGAGACUGCUAAGCUAAUACCAAGACUGGCAGAAGGGAAGGGCAGCUAUAAGUCUGACCUAGAAGAUACAGGAGAGUUGAUAGAGAUGCGAGAGGAGGUGGCAAACCUUGUAGUCAGUGCCAUGAAGAAAGGGGAGGAAUAUGAAGACUCCUUUGAGAAAUAUUCCUACCUUUGGAUGGAUGAUCCCCAUGAAUUCAUGCAGCGCUUCCUCACCUUUGGGCGUGCCCUAACAACGGAAGAACUGGAGUCUCAUGCAGAGGAUUACUUGCCUCACGUUGCACCCACUCUAGAGCAAUUUCAGCUACAGAUUGACACGUACGAAAAGCUCUAUGAAGAGGUGUCCAAAUUUGAAAACACCAAAGUGUUCAAUGGUUGGUUACAAAGUGAUUGUCGUCCCUUCAAGCAAGCACUUCUAAACACCAUCAAGCGCUGGAGCUUGAUGUUCAAACAGCACCUCAUUGACCAUGUCACCACCAGCCUUCAGGGUCUUGCUGCUUUCAUGAAAGAAGCCAAUGCAGGCUUGACUAAACCUUUGAAAGAAGGUGACUAUGAUGGGCUUGUGGAAGUGAUGGGACACUUGAUGAGGGUCAAAGAGAGGCAAGUAGCCACUGACAAUAUGUUUGAGCCUCUGAAGCAAACUAUUGAGUUGCUAAAACUGUAUGGAGAAGAAAUGCCUGAAGAGAUCCAUAUGCAGUUGCAUGAAUUACCAGAGCAAUGGAAUAACACUAAAAAAUUGUCAUUCCAAGCAAAACAGAACGUGGCUCCUUUGCAGGCAAAUGAAGUUACAAUCAUCCGAAGGAAAUGCCAGCAGUUUGAGAUUAAACAACAUGAAUUCAGGGAGAAAUUCCGAGUAGAUGCGCCCUUCACUUUUGUUGACCCAGACCCCUAUAAAUCCCUAAAUAAGCAACAAAAAAUGAUUACUACUAUGGAAAAAGAGAUGGAAGCCCUGUCCAAAUCCGCAGGUUUGUUUGAGGUCUCUGUCCCAGACUACAAACAACUGAAGGCCUGCCAUAAGGAGGUGCGCUUGCUCAAGGAGCUCUGGGACAUGAUCGUCUUGGUAAAUGAAAGCAUUAAUGACUGGAAGACAACGAAAUGGAAGGAGAUUAACGUUGAGCAGAUGGAUCUGGAUUCCAAGAAAUUUGCUAAGGAUGUGAGAAGUUUGGACAAGGAAAUGAGACCAUGGGAUGCGUUUGUGGGACUGGACAACACAGUUAAAAAUAUGAUCACCUCCCUUCGAGCUGUGAGCGACCUUCAGAAUCCAGCAAUCCGAGACAGGCACUGGAAAGAACUCAUGGAGGCCACUCAGGUGAGGUUUACCAUGUCAGAAGAAACAACGCUUGCAGACUUACUUCAACUGAAUCUCCACAAAUUUGAGGAUGAAGUUCGCAGUAUUGUAGACAAGGCUGUGAAAGAGUCGGGGAUGGAAAAGGUACUGAAGGCUCUUGACAGUACCUGGUCCACUAUGCAGUUUGAACAUGAGCCCCAUCCUAGGACUGGAACCAUGAUGCUGAAGUCUGAUGAAGUACUUGUAGAAACCCUUGAAGAAAACCAAGUGCAGCUCCAGAAUCUGAUGACUUCUAAGUAUUUGGCCCACUUCCUUCAGGAAGUCUCCAGCUGGCAGCAGAAAUUGUCUACUGCUGAUUCUGUCAUAUCUAUCUGGUUUGAAGUCCAAAGAACCUGGAGUCACCUGGAGAGCAUUUUCAUUGGGUCAGAAGAUAUUCGAAACCAGCUUCCUGAGGAUUCUAGGCGUUUUGAUUCCAUUGACAAAGAUUUUAAGGAAUUAAUGGCUGAUGCAGUGAAAACUCCCAACGUAGUUGAAGCAACAAAUAAACCAGGUCUCUAUGACAAGCUGGAGGCCCUGCAGCAAAGUUUGGCACUCUGUGAGAAGGCUUUGGCUGAAUACCUGGAAACAAAGAGACUGGCUUUCCCGAGAUUUUACUUCGUGUCGUCAGCUGACCUGUUGGAUAUUUUAUCCAAUGGCAACGAUCCUGUUGAGGUGUGCCGUCACUUAUCCAAGCUAUUUGAUAGUAUGGCCAAGCUGAAAUUCAAAUUAGAUGCGAAUGGGAAGCCUCUGAAGAUUGGCAUAGGAAUGUACAGCAAAGAAGAUGAGUACGUUGAUUUUGACAAGGAAUGUGACUGUUCUGGACAGGUGGAGAUUUGGUUAAACAGAGUGCUGGAGAGAAUGCAGAGCACCUUACGUAAAGAAAUUUCUGAAGCUGUUGUGACUUACGAGGAAAAGCCGAGAGAGCAAUGGCUAUUUGAUUACCCAGCACAGAUUGCUUUAACAUGCACUCAGAUCUGGUGGACCACAGAGGUUGGGAUAGCCUUUUCACGACUGGAGGAAGGCUAUGAAAAUGCCAUUAAAGAUUACAAUAAAAAACAGAUUAACCAAUUAAACACGUUAAUUACAUUACUCAUUGGAAAUUUAACUCCAGGAGACCGAAUGAAGAUUAUGACCAUCUGCACCAUUGACGUCCAUGCUAGAGAUGUUGUUGCCAAAAUGAUUACAGCAAAGGUGGAAAGCUCCCAGGCUUUUACAUGGCAGUCCCAACUUAGGCAUCGAUGGGAUGAAGAAAAGAAGCACUGCUAUGCCAAUAUCUGUGAUGCUCAGCUCCAGUAUUCCUACGAGUAUCUUGGCAACACUCCACGGCUGGUGAUCACCCCGCUCACUGACCGAUGCUAUAUCACCCUGACCCAGUCCCUCCACUUAAUCAUGGGAGGAGCCCCUGCAGGCCCAGCUGGCACAGGAAAGACAGAGACCACCAAGGACUUGGGCAGGGCAGUAGGGAUCAUGGUGUAUGUCUUCAACUGCUCUGAGCAAAUGGACUACAAGUCCUGUGGAAAUAUCUACAAGGGGCUGGCCCAGACAGGUGCAUGGGGGUGUUUCGAUGAAUUUAAUCGGAUUUCAGUCGAAGUCCUGUCGGUAAUUGCAGUACAGGUUAAAUGUGUUCAAGAUGCAAUUCGAGCUAAAAAGAAGGUGUUCAACUUCCUUGGAGAAAUGAUCUCUCUUAUACCAACUGUUGGGAUGUUUAUUACUAUGAAUCCUGGAUAUGCAGGUCGUACUGAACUACCUGAAAAUUUGAAAGCCUUGUUCAGGCCCUGUGCCAUGGUGGUUCCUGAUUUUGAGCUUAUCUGUGAGAUCAUGCUGGUUGCUGAAGGUUUCAUUGAAGCCAGGCUUCUAGCUAGGAAGUUUAUCACCCUCUACACGCUGUGUAAGGAACUGCUUUCAAAGCAGGAUCACUACGACUGGGGGUUGAGAGCUAUCAAGUCUGUAUUAGUGGUGGCUGGUUCGCUGAAGAGAGGAGACCCUGGCCGGGCUGAGGACCAAGUGCUCAUGAGAGCUUUGAGAGAUUUUAACAUCCCCAAGAUUGUGACAGAUGACUUGCCAGUGUUUAUGGGACUAAUUGGAGACCUUUUCCCAGCACUUGAUGUACCAAGGAAGCGUGAUCUGAACUUUGAGAAGAUUAUCAAACAGGCUGUGCUUGAGCUCAAGCUUCAGCCUGAGGAGAGUUUUGUGCUGAAGGUGGUCCAGUUGGAAGAGUUACUUCAAGUCCGGCAUUCCGUGUUUGUGAUUGGAAAUGCAGGCUGUGGCAAGUCCCAGGUACUGAAAUCGCUGAAUAAAACAUACCAGCUCAUGAAAAGAAAACCAGUAGCCAUUGACCUUGACCCAAAAGCUGUAACCUGUGAUGAGUUGUUUGGCGUUAUCAAUCCAGCUACUAGAGAAUGGAAAGAUGGCUUGUUUUCGACUAUCAUGCGUGAUCUGGCUAACAUAACACACAAAGGGCCCAAAUGGAUUGUUCUGGAUGGAGAUAUAGAUCCGAUGUGGAUUGAGUCCCUGAAUACUGUGAUGGAUGACAACAAGGUCCUCACCUUAGCAAGCAAUGAGCGGAUUCCACUCAACCCCACCAUGAGGCUUGUGUUCGAGAUCAGCCACCUCAGAACAGCAACACCUGCCACAGUGUCCAGAGCAGGAAUCUUAUACAUCAACCCUGCUGAUCUUGGCUGGAAUCCGGUGGUGAGCAGCUGGAUUGAGCGUCGGGAAGUGCAAUCUGAGAAAGCCAAUUUGAUGAUCCUGUUUGACAAGUACUUGCCCACGUGUUUGGACAAGCUGAAAUUCGGGUUCAAAAAGAUCACUCCUGUACCUGAAGUGACUGUGGUGCAAACCAUCUUGUAUCUGCUGGAAUGUCUUCUGACCCCAACCAACACCCCACCAGAUUCACCCAAGGAGCUUUAUGAACUCUACUUUGUGUUUGCUUGCUUCUGGGCAUUUGGAGGAGCCAUGUUCCAAGACCAGCUUGUGGACUAUCGUGUGGAAUUCAGCAAAUGGUGGGUGAAUGAAUUCAAAACCAUCAAGUUUCCUUCUCAGGGAACUAUUUUUGACUAUUAUAUUGACCCAGAGACAAAGAAGUUCAUGCCUUGGACUGAUAAAGUGCCAUCCUUUGAGUUGGAUCCAGAUGUUCCACUGCAGGCCUCAAUGGUCCAUACAACAGAAACCAUCCGAAUUCGAUAUUUCAUGGACCUACUAAUGGAAAAGAAAUGGCCUGUGAUGCUGGUGGGGAAUGCAGGCACUGGGAAAUCGGUGCUAAUGGUGGAUAAGCUUGAUACCUUAAACACAGAUGAUUACAUGGUACAAUCUGUCCCCUUUAACUUCUAUACAACUUCAGCAAUGCUGCAAGGUAUUCUUGAGAAGCCAUUGGAGAAGAAAUCAGGAAGAAACUUUGGCCCUCCUGGAACCAAGAAACUUAUUUACUUCAUAGAUGAUAUGAACAUGCCAGAAGUUGACAAAUAUGGUACUGUUGCACCUCAUACCUUGAUCCGGCAGCACAUGGACCAUGGGCACUGGUAUGACAGAACCAAGCUGACACUAAAGGAUAUUCACAACUGCCAAUAUGUGGCCUGUAUGAACCCAACAUCUGGAUCUUUCACUAUUGACUCCAGACUGCAGCGUCACUUCUGUGUGUUUGCGGUGAGUUUUCCAGGGCAGGAUGCCCUUAUGACCAUCUACAGCACUAUCCUGUCUCAGCACUUGGCCCUCCGAAAUGUCCCAAUGGUCGUCCAGAAGUCUCAUUCACAGCUUGUUUCUGCAGCUCUGGCUCUACAUCAGAAAAUAACAUCAACCUUCCUUCCAACGGCCAUAAAAUUUCACUAUGUUUUCAAUCUCCGGGAUCUCUCUAACAUCUUCCAGGGACUGCUGUUCUCCACACACGAGUGCCUGAAAAUCCCUUCAGAUCUGGUCCGACUCUGGCUGCAUGAAGCAGAGAGGGUUUACUGUGACAAACUUGUGGAAGAAAAAGAUCAAGAAAGCUUUGGGCGAGUCAUGAUGGCUACUUGCAAGAAAUUCUUUGAGGAUCUGCCUGACAAUAUUGUCUUUGCAAAGCCCAACGUUUUUUGCCACUUUGCUCAAGGCAUUGGAGAUCCAAAGUAUCUACCUGUUUCCAACAUUCAGUCUCUGAAUAAGUUGCUUGUAGAAGCCCUGGACAGCUACAACGAGGUCAAUGCAGUGAUGAGUUUGGUGCUGUUUGAGGAUGCUGUGUCUCAUGUCUGCAGGAUCAAUCGUAUCUUAGAGGCUCCCAGAGGGAAUGCCUUGCUAGUGGGGGUAGGAGGCAGUGGCAAGCAAAGCCUGUCUAGACUGGCAGCCUACAUCAGCUCCCUGGAUGUGUUCCAGAUCACACUCAAGAAAGGCUAUGGAAUUCCAGACCUCAAGGCUGACCUUGCUGCUCAGUACAUCAAAUCUGCUGUGAAGAACACACCCACUGUGUUUCUGAUGACAGACUCGCAGGUUGCUGAAGAGCAGUUUUUGGUUCUGAUCAAUGACCUCUUGGCAUCUGGUGAAAUCCCAGGGUUAUUCCAGGAUGACGAAGUGGAAAAUAUUAUUGGCUCCAUGAGGCCACAAGUAAAAUCUCUCGGCAUGCAAGACACAAGGGAAAACUGCUGGAAAUUCUUCAUUGACAAAGUCCGGAGGCAACUGAAGGUAAUUCUGUGCUUUUCUCCUGUGGGGUCUACCCUCCGAAUACGGGCAAGAAAGUUUCCAGCUGUCGUGAACUGCACGGCCAUUGACUGGUUUCAUGAAUGGCCAGAAGAUGCAUUGGUGUCUGUCAGUGCAAGGUUUCUAGAAGAGACGGAAGGAAUAGAGGCUGAUGUUAAGACCUCCAUCAGUUUAUUUAUGGCCUUUGUUCACAAAACUGUCAAUGAAAUGUCCAAAGUGUACUUGGCCACUGAAAGGCGCUAUAAUUAUACUACUCCAAAGACCUUCCUGGAACAGAUCAAACUUUACCAGAACCUGCUUGCUAAAAAAAGAAGGGAGCUAAUUGCCAAAAUUGAGAGGCUAGAAAAUGGUUUGAUGAAACUCCAAAGUACUGCCUCACAGGUUGAUGACCUGAAGGCCAAACUGGCUGUACAAGAGCUGGAGCUCAAGCAAAAGAAUGAAGAUGCCGACAAGCUGAUCCAGGUGGUGGGGGUUGAAACAGAGAAAGUGAGCAGGGAGAAAGCAAUUGCUGAUGAAGAGGAGUUGAAAGUCCAGGUCAUUAACACGAAUGUAUCAGAAAAACAGCGGGCUUGUGAAACUGAUCUGGCCAAAGCAGAACCUGCACUGAUAGCUGCUCAGCAAGCACUGGACACACUCAACAAGAACAACCUGACAGAACUGAAGUCUUUUGGCUCUCCUCCAGAAGCUGUGGUUAAUGUGACAGCAGCAGUCAUGAUCCUUACAGCGCCCGGUGGCAAGAUACCAAAGGACAGAAGCUGGAAGGCAGCAAAAGGCAUGAUGGGCAAAGUGGAUACUUUUCUAGAUUCUCUGAAGAAAUUUGACAAGGAGCACAUUCCAGAACCCUGCUUGAAAGCUUUCAAGCCAUUCCAAAAUGAUCCAACUUUUGAUCCAGAGUUUAUAUUGUCUAAGUCCACAGCUGCGGCUGGUUUGUGUUCUUGGUGCCUCAACAUUGUUCGCUUCUACGAGGUCUAUUGCGAUGUUGCACCCAAGCGGCAGGCCCUGGAAGAAGCUAAUCAGGAACUGGCAGAGGCACAGGCAAAACUCACAAUGAUUAAAAACAAGAUUGCAGAUCUAAAUGCCAACUUGGCCAAUCUAACUGCUGAGUUUGAAAAAGCCACUGCUGAAAAAAUCAAGUGCCAGCAAGAGGCUGAUGCGACUAACAGAGUCAUUUCAUUGGCUAACAGACUUGUUGGUGGACUAGCAUCAGAAAAUGUGCGUUGGGCUGAGUCUGUGGAAAAUUUCCGUGAACAGGAAAAAACUUUGUGUGGUGAUGUGCUCCUGAUUACUGCAUUUGUUUCCUACGUUGGCUACUUUACCAAAAAAUACAGAACUGAGCUGCUGGACAAGUUCUGGGCUCCUUACUUACAACAGCUAAAGGUCCCAAUUCCCAUCACUCCUGGGCUGGAUCCUUUGAGUCUCCUAACAGAUGACGCAGAUAUAGCAACAUGGAACAACCAGGGUCUCCCCAGUGACCGCAUGUCAACAGAAAAUGCAACUAUCCUAUGCAAUACAGAACGCUGGCCGCUUAUUAUAGAUGCCCAGCUCCAGGGGAUCAAGUGGAUCAAGAACAAACAUGGAGCAGACCUGAAGGCCAUUCGGCUUGGACAGAAAAGCUAUCUAGACAUCAUUGAACAAGCUGUUUCAGUUGGAGACACUCUGCUCAUUGAGAACAUUGGGGAGACAGUGGAGCCUGUGCUGGAUCCUCUGCUGGGUCGAAACACCAUCAAGAAAGGGAGGUACAUAAGGAUAGGAGACAAGGAGGUAGAGUAUCACCCCAACUUUCACCUCAUCCUGCACACCAAGUAUUUCAACCCUCACUACAAGCCAGAGAUGCAGGCCCAGUGCACUUUGAUCAACUUUCUAGUCACCAGGGAUGGGCUGGAGGACCAGCUUUUAGCUGCUGUGGUGGCUAAAGAAAGACCUGACCUGGAGGAACUGAAGGCUACCCUCACCAAGCAGCAGAAUGAAUUUAAGAUCAUCUUGAAAGAACUGGAGGACUCUUUGCUAGCUAGACUUUCUGCUGCAUCAGGAAACUUCCUUGGGGACACAGCCUUGGUGGAGAACCUAGAGACAACCAAGCGUACAGCUAACGAGAUCGAAGAAAAGGUGAAGGAGGCUAAAAUUACUGAAGUGAGAAUUAAUGAAGCCAGAGAAAACUACAGGCCAGCUGCAGAAAGAGCAUCCUUGUUGUAUUUCAUAUUAAAUGACCUCAACAAAAUCAAUCCCAUCUAUCAGUUUUCCCUAAAGGCAUUCAACGUGGUCUUUGAGAAAGCCAUUCAACGUACUCUUCCAGCCGAUGAUGUGAAACAAAGAGUGAUCAACCUAACGGAUGAGAUCACAUAUUCAGUCUACAUGUAUACAGCGCGGGGACUUUUUGAGAGAGACAAGCUUAUUUUUCUAGCCCAGGUUGCCUUUCAGGUCUUGCUGGUGAAGAAAGAAGUAAAUCCGGUAGAACUCGACUUUCUCCUGCGCUUUCCCUUUAAAGCUGGAUUGACGUCCCCAGUGGAUUUCCUGUUAGGGCAAGGAUGGGGUGGAAUAAAGGUGCUUUCUGAGAUGGAUGAGUUCAAAAAUUUAGACAGCGACAUUGAAGGUUCUGCUAAGCGGUGGAAAAAGUUUGUAGAGUCUGAGACCCCGGAGAAGGAAGUAUUCCCUAAGGAGUGGAAGAACAAGACGGCUCUGCAGAAGCUGUGCAUGAUGCGAUGCAUGAGGCCAGACCGCAUGACCUACGCCGUCAAGAACUUUGUGGAGGAGAAAAUGGGAAGUAAAUUUGUUGAAGGCCGGAGUGUUGAAUUCUCCAAGUCAUAUGAAGAAAGCAGUCAGUCUACCCCGAUAUUUUUCAUUCUGUCUCCUGGAGUUGAUCCCCUGAAAGACGUUGAAGCGCUAGGGCAAAAGCUUGGCUUCACCAUAGACAAUGGGAAAAUACACAACGUGUCUCUUGGCCAAGGACAGGAGGUUGUGGCAGAAAGCGCUCUGGACGUAGCUGCAGAAGAGGGACACUGGGUCAUCCUUCAGAACAUACAUCUGGUAGCCAAGUGGCUGAGCACACUGGACAAGAAAGUAGAACGGUACAGCAUUGGGAGCCAUGAUGACUAUCGAGUAUUCAUGAGCGCUGAGCCAGCUCCCUCUCCAGAUGCACAUAUUAUUCCUCAAGGCCUCCUGGAAAAUGCCAUUAAAAUCACCAAUGAGCCUCCAACAGGCAUGUAUGCCAACUUACACAAAGCGCUGGAUCUUUUUACACAGGAUACUCUGGAAAUGUGCACCAAAGAAAUUGAAUUCAAGUGCAUUCUUUUUGCACUCUGCUACUUCCACGCAGUGGUGGCAGAACGGCGGAAAUUUGGAGCUCAAGGAUGGAAUAGGUCUUACCCAUUCAACAAUGGCGAUCUCACCAUUUCCAUCAAUGUACUGUAUAACUACCUGGAAGCCAAUGUGAAGGUUCCCUGGGAUGACUUGCGUUAUCUGUUUGGUGAGAUCAUGUAUGGGGGACAUAUCACUGAUGACUGGGACCGGAGACUGUGCCGGACCUACCUGGCUGAGUAUAUCCGAAUGGAGAUGUUAGAAGGAGAAAUGCUUCUGGCACCAGGAUUUCUUAUACCACCAAAUACAGACUAUAAGGGAUAUCAUGAAUACAUCGAUGAAAAUCUCCCACCAGAGAGUCCUUACCUGUACGGGCUUCAUCCUAAUGCUGAGAUAGGCUUCCUCACUGUCACCUCAGAGAAACUUUUCCGUACUGUGCUGGAAAUGCAACCCAAAGAGUCAGAUGCAGGAGGAGGAACUGGAGUAUCUCGAGAGGAAAAGGUAAAAGCUGUGCUAGAUGAGAUUCUGGAACGGCUUCCAGAGCCCUUUAAUAUGGUGGAAAUCAUGGCAAAGGCAGCUGAAAAAACCCCUUACGUGGUAGUCGCCUUCCAGGAAUGUGAACGAAUGAAUAUCCUGACCAGUGAAAUUAGGCGUUCUCUGAAAGAAUUAAAUUUGGGAUUGAAGGGAGAGUUGACAAUUACAACAGAUAUGGAAGAAUUAUCCAAUGCUCUGUACUAUGAUAAUGUGCCUGAUUCCUGGACAAACCGUGCCUACCCAUCAUUGCUUAGUUUAGCAGCAUGGUAUGCUGACCUACUCCUUCGGAUCAGGGAGCUGGAGGCCUGGACAACUGAUUUUGCCCUACCCACAACUGUGUGGCUAGCUGGUUUCUUCAAUCCUCAGUCUUUCCUCACAGCUAUUAUGCAAUCCAUGGCCAGGAAAAAUGAGUGGCCCCUUGACCGAAUGUGCCUCUCAGUGGAAGUUACAAAGAAAAAUCGGGAGGAUAUGACCGCUCCACCUCGAGAGGGCUCCUAUGUCCAUGGACUCUUUAUGGAAGGUGCGCGGUGGGAUAUUCAGACUGGGGUCAUCAGCGAUGCACGCCUGAAGGAGCUGACCCCCUCGAUGCCAGUCAUCUUCAUCAAAGCCAUCCCUGUGGAUCGCAUGGACACCAAGAACAUGUAUGAGUGCCCUGUCUAUAAGACACGUACACGAGGCCCCACCUAUGUUUGGACCUUCAACCUCAAGACAAAAGAGAAACCAGCUAAGUGGAUUCUUGCCGGAGUUGCCCUGCUCUUGCAAGUUUAAAGUGCAAGUGAACAAAACUCUACAUCCUGCCCCCCCCAAUCCCCUUUCUGCAAAGCCAGAGAGUUGUUCACAAGUGGCUAAUAAAAAAUACAUUUGUUGGAGCCAUGUCUGCUGUGACAUUACGCUCAGGUACAGCAGCCUGAUACCAAUGAUAGGAAACAUAUCCUGUCAGCAUGGGCUCCGCCCUAGCACAAUGGAAUGAACACACACAUUUUAAUACAGUGGUCUGCAUGGAACAACGGCAGUCUGCAUUUAUUCCAGUGUGUUGCUCCCCAACCCUGCAUUCCUUAAAGCUAGCCAUUAAGAGCAGACAUUAUUCCCAGUGUCAUUAUGCAGUGCCACAAAAACAAGGUUUCUGAUCUGCUCUAUUUAAUCAGACAGCUGGCAGAGCAUUUUUAUGCCACUGCAAUUUAGGUGUAAGCAACCCCAAUAGUCUCAAGUAAUGCAAAACGUAGUAGCCAGAGAUUUAUUUCUACUAGCCAGCAAAAACAUAGUACUGUACAAGUCGUUCUGAAAUACAGUAAGAACAGCCUGCUUUUCCCAUGGAACUAUGGAGUGGGACUAAGAGCAGUGAAUAUUGUUCUCUGUAAUUCUGAGUCCGUUUCUGAAAAUUAAAAAUGGUUUCCACA